CAUGGAUUACCAGGAUUUCUCUUCUUAAUAUUAAGUUUUGGAAAUUGGUUAUGCAAAGAAGUUCGGAAUAGAAAAUAAUGUCUGCCUUGUUAUUCCGACUUAUGAAUAAGAAAAAUAAAAGUCCAAUUUAGUUGCUAUUAGAAUUUCGAAGGGUUAUGACGAGAAGGUUCUAUUGAAGUACAGAACUCUAAAAUUCUUGACUAUAUUACAACCUGAGUAGUAUUUUUAGACUCAAGAUGAACACUGCCUCAUCUAUGAAAACCUCUAUGAACAUCUUUUUACUUAAGAAAAAUUGUCUAACAUGACUUAAGAACAGGGAUAUAAAUUUCUACUCUAAAUUGUCCUAAGUAUAUUUUUCUGAUAUUUAUAAUAGCAUUUCUUGAAUUAUAGAGAAGAUAAAUCUUUUGGGCACUUAAGUCUAUUAAUCAAAUUUAUUAUAUUUAAGGCAUAAUUUAUUUGUCAUUAUUGGAAUUUGACUUCAAUUAUUUUAAUCAGCAAUUUGACUAUCUUUAAUGCUUCUGGUUCUUUUUUGACUAAUAUUUCAGCUAUAGGUUUUAUGAUGUUGCAUAAUUAAAAUCUAAAUCAAGCUUAGAUGAGAUACUUUAAGAAUUGUUUAUAAAAAAUGGAAACAUUCAUUUAUAAUCCAUGUUGAAUCCUCACUAUGAAAAAGUUCUACAAUAUCUAUUGAAUAUUAAUGUAUUUCAACUUAUAUAUAAUGGGAAUUGUGUUGUAAAAUAAUUUAAGAGAAAUGGACUCUUCUCUAUUUAUCCUAAUUUAACUGAAGAUAUUGUCUAUAAAUCAACUGAAAUUAAAGGUAAUGAAGAAUCAAAAUAAUAAAUCAUAAAGUAAAUUUAGAGAGAUAUUGAAUUGAUGGAAUAAUUCUCAAAUAAAGAUAACGUAGCAUCCUGUUUUGCAUAUUUAAGAAUUAAGGAAUAUGCAUUUAUACUUUACAAGAAGUUUACUGGAACAUUAGCAGAUCGAUUUAAGAAUUGGCCUUAAUAACAAUAAACUAUCGAUUCAAUAAAAAAAGAUGUUUAUGUUACGGCAUCAAGAACUGCAGAUUGUAUAAUUAUUGUUUUAUUUUAGCAUUAAGGAUUUUGCAUGAAAAAAAAAUACUACAUAGAGAUCUGAAACCUGAGAAUAUUUUCCUUGAUAAUGAGAAUAUGUCUGAAGCAUUCAGUUAUGUUGCUGAUUUUGACUGCUCUAAGUAAAUUUAAGAUGAAUCGGAUGUAUAUGCUACCAGAGCUGAUUGCUUUUUUACUCCAAAAUAUGAUCCCCCUGAAAUAUUUUUAACUUUUAAAUAUGAUAUCUUCUAAUUUGGUUUGAUUAUAUAUACACUUGCAAACAAAGGAAAGUAUAUAGGAUUGAACUCGCCAAGGAAUUUAAAAGACAAUGAAUUUGAUUCAUUUUAUAGCAAAGAGGCUGUCAUAAAGAAUUUGUCACCUCUUAAUUAUGAUAGCAGAUUCAUAGAUAUUGUUGCUUAAUGCUUGCUCAAAGAUCCAUAAGAAAGACCUGAUAUUAAAACUGUUUGCAGUUUGCUAUCGAAACUUAAAGCUGAAAAAAAAAUAAAAAUUACGUAAAAUUCUCCCUUUGGGAAUUAAGAUGAAAUUAAUAAUGAAUAGCAACAUACUUUAUAGCGAAGGUCUACAUUAGAUUCAUACUCAGGGGGUAACUCACCGAAUUUGUUCGGCCUUGCUUAAAAGAAUAAUGAAGAUUUCAGCCCAACAAAACCCAAAAUUCGGAUAUUAAGUAAUGAAACAGCCUCAAGCAAAAAUUUAACUAAUUUGUAAUCAUAAUACUAGAACUGCCCAGGAUAAAAUUUAAUUCCUUUUCAAUAACCUUAAUAAGUAACUUAAGCAUAAUAGUCAACAUAACCUAAUUAUUAAUAAUAAUUUAAUUCUCAAAACUAGGGUUAAAUCAAUUUUGUCUCAUAAUAACAAAACUUCAAUUAAAACUAUAAUUUUAAUAAUGUUGCCUAGCCAUAAUAAAAUGGUUUUAUCCCCUAACAAUAAGAAUAUUAAACUAAUAAUCAAUAAUAAUGGGCAAAUUAUUAAUAAUCUUCAUCAUAUAGUCAACAAUAACAAUAAUCAGGAUUUUAAUACUAGCUACCCUAUAAUCCAUAAUAAUAGUAAAUUUUUUAAUAAUAAUUCUAGUAAUAACCAAACAAUUAAUAAUAAUUCUAAUAAUAACCAAACUAUUAAUAAUAAUUCUAGNAGCAUCCUGUUUUGCAUAUUUAAGAAUUAAGGAAUAUGCAUUUAUACUUUACAAGAAGUUUACUGGAACAUUAGCAGAUCGAUUUAAGAAUUGGCCUUAAUAACAAUAAACUAUCGAUUCAAUAAAAAAAGAUGUUUAUGUUACGGCAUCAAGAACUGCAGAUUGUAUAAUUAUUGUUUUAUUUUAGCAUUAAGGAUUUUGCAUGAAAAAAAAAUACUACAUAGAGAUCUGAAACCUGAGAAUAUUUUCCUUGAUAAUGAGAAUAUGUCUGAAGCAUUCAGUUAUGUUGCUGAUUUUGACUGCUCUAAGUAAAUUUAAGAUGAAUCGGAUGUAUAUGCUACCAGAGCUGAUUGCUUUUUUACUCCAAAAUAUGAUCCCCCUGAAAUAUUUUUAACUUUUAAAUAUGAUAUCUUCUAAUUUGGUUUGAUUAUAUAUACACUUGCAAACAAAGGAAAGUAUAUAGGAUUGAACUCGCCAAGGAAUUUAAAAGACAAUGAAUUUGAUUCAUUUUAUAGCAAAGAGGCUGUCAUAAAGAAUUUGUCACCUCUUAAUUAUGAUAGCAGAUUCAUAGAUAUUGUUGCUUAAUGCUUGCUCAAAGAUCCAUAAGAAAGACCUGAUAUUAAAACUGUUUGCAGUUUGCUAUCGAAACUUAAAGCUGAAAAAAAAAUAAAAAUUACGUAAAAUUCUCCCUUUGGGAAUUAAGAUGAAAUUAAUAAUGAAUAGCAACAUACUUUAUAGCGAAGGUCUACAUUAGAUUCAUACUCAGGGGGUAACUCACCGAAUUUGUUCGGCCUUGCUUAAAAGAAUAAUGAAGAUUUCAGCCCAACAAAACCCAAAAUUCGGAUAUUAAGUAAUGAAACAGCCUCAAGCAAAAAUUUAACUAAUUUGUAAUCAUAAUACUAGAACUGCCCAGGAUAAAAUUUAAUUCCUUUUCAAUAACCUUAAUAAGUAACUUAAGCAUAAUAGUCAACAUAACCUAAUUAUUAAUAAUAAUUUAAUUCUCAAAACUAGGGUUAAAUCAAUUUUGUCUCAUAAUAACAAAACUUCAAUUAAAACUAUAAUUUUAAUAAUGUUGCCUAGCCAUAAUAAAAUGGUUUUAUCCCCUAACAAUAAGAAUAUUAAACUAAUAAUCAAUAAUAAUGGGCAAAUUAUUAAUAAUCUUCAUCAUAUAGUCAACAAUAACAAUAAUCAGGAUUUUAAUACUAGCUACCCUAUAAUCCAUAAUAAUAGUAAAUUUUUUAAUAAUAAUUCUAGUAAUAACCAAACAAUUAAUAAUAAUUCUAAUAAUAACCAAACUAUUAAUAAUAAUUCUAGUAAUAACCAAACUAUUAAUAAUAAUUCUAGUAAUAACAAAACAAUUAAUAAUAAUUCUAGCAACAACCAAACUUUUAAUAAUAAUUCUAGUAAUAACCAAACAAUUAAUCGCAAUUCUAGGAAUAAAAUUAAAUUAAUCAAUAAUUACCACCAAAAUUAACAUAAACAUUUAGUACUAAAAAUAUAAAAAUUAUUGGCUACACUUAAACUUGA
This is a messenger RNA of Paramecium octaurelia, 3741 nucleotides long. The record is from the annotation of a GenBank genome assembly. NCBI's taxonomy places the organism in Eukaryota, Ciliophora, Oligohymenophorea, Peniculida, Parameciidae.